Onychomys torridus (southern grasshopper mouse) is the source of this 454-nucleotide messenger RNA. Its product is annotated as non-histone chromosomal protein HMG-17-like. Gene Ontology annotation, cellular component: nucleus; chromatin. Bases 37 to 315 code for a protein of 92 amino acids. Gene Ontology annotation, biological process: chromatin organization. Lineage: Eukaryota; Metazoa; Chordata; Mammalia; Rodentia; Cricetidae. The record is from RefSeq and is a predicted model, not a curated record. Gene Ontology annotation, molecular function: nucleosomal DNA binding. The transcript has a single exon.
CCAACCAAACAAACAAAAAAAACCAACACAGCGCUGAUGUCCCCAGCCACUGCCAUGCCCAAAAGAAAGGCUGAAGGGGAUUCUAAAGGAGAUAAAGCCAAGGUGAAGGAUGAGUCUCAGAGAUCUGCAAGGUUGUCUGCUAACCCUGCUUCUCCAAAGCCAGAACCCAAGCCCAAAAGGUCCCUGCAAAGAAGGGGAGAAGGUCCCCCAGGGGAGAAGGGAAAAGCUGGUAAGGAUGAGAAUAAUCCUGCAGGAAAUGGAGACACCAGAACAGACCAGGCACAGAAAGCUGAAGGUGCUGGAGAUGCCAAGUGAGAUGUGUGCAUUUUUGAUAACUGUGUACUGCUGGUGACUGUACAGUUUGAAAUGCUAUUUUUUAUCAAGUUUUAUAAAAAUGCAGAAUUUGGUUUUACUUUUUUUUAAGCUAUGUUGUUAGCACAUAGAAUACUUCAUU